This is a messenger RNA of Manduca sexta (tobacco hornworm), 3819 nucleotides long. RefSeq names its product collagen alpha-2(I) chain (gene Cb10). NCBI's taxonomy places the organism in Eukaryota, Metazoa, Arthropoda, Insecta, Lepidoptera, Sphingidae. The record is from RefSeq and is a predicted model, not a curated record.
CAGUAAACGCCAACAGGUUUUUUGCUAUGAUCUAUACGACUGCCUAUUUGUGUAUCGCUUUAUAAAAGCGACCGUCAACUGAAUAUUAACAUUGUAGUUAAGAAGCUUCACAACGAUGGAGCUCAAAUGUGCACAUAUCUUUUUACUGUUUAGUGUCGUGAGUGCAACUCCUCACGGAUAUGGCACUAAAGGAGGAGCUUCAGCUUCAGCGAAAGCUGAAGCCAUUGCCACUGCUGGAGCUUUUGAUGGCGUAAGAGGUUUGCCAUUGAGUAUACCAAGUGGGCCUGGCUACUCUGGCAGUUUUUCCAAGUCUUCAUCGUCGAGUUUCUCAUCAGCAAGUUCGAGUGCAAGUUCAAGCUCCAGUUCAUUUAGUUAUAGCGGAUCUGGUUCAUCUGGAUUGCAUGGUUUCGGAGCCAACAGCGUUGCUGGAGCCAAUGCUUUCGGAGGAGAAAACGGCCCUGCUGGAUCAAAGGGUAUUGCAGGAUCACAUGGACAGGCCGGAGCAAACGCCUUUGCUGUAUCCAAUGCACAAGCUGGAACAAACGGCCUUGGCGGUUCAAACGGACUGGCAGGACCACAUGGACUUACAGGCUCAAACGGACUGGCAGGAGCACAUGGACUUGCAGGUUCAAACGGACUGGCAGAAGCACAUGGACUUGCAGGUUCAAACGGGUUGGCAGGAGCAAAUGGACUUGCUGGUUCAAACGGGUUGGCAGGAACACACGGACUUGCUGGCUCAAACGGACUGGCAGGUGCACACGGAGUUGCUGGAUCGAACGGACUUGCAGAAGGAAACGAUCUUGCCGGUACCUCAGGAUGCGGAUCUGGAGCAUGCUCACACAAUAAAGUAGAUGGAAUACCUAGUCAUAGUGGAUCUAGUGGCGCGACUACUGGCCAAGGAAACUUUGGAUCUAACGCUGCUGGGACAUCAAACGCUGAAUCUGGUACGUAUGGCUUUACAAAUGGAGGAGGUAAAACUUGUAUCGGAAGUGAUUGCUCCCACCACUUAACUGGUUGUGAAGGUUCUGACUGUUUGAAUAGUAAUCGAAACAACAAAUGCACAUCUGGGCACUGUGGGUCCGACUCUUUGAAAAACGAUAAAGAUUGUUCGUCUGGAAAUUGUGAAAUAACCCCAUCGCAAUCAUCAUCACUAGACUAUCCAUCUCCGACUCAGUGCACGUCUGGACAGUGUGGGCUGAAUGUACAAACGAAUUUGCCAACGACGACCACAUCGGGAUCCUAUGAUAUUCCUGCGAAAAAACAUGAUUUUGCAUUAAAACCCAAUUCAAAAGACCACUACACUCAUAACGCCUUUAGUGGAUAUAAUGAAGCAUCAUCCAAUUCUAACACACAGUCGUCUCACGGAAUCGAUUCUCAACAUCAUUCAGGAAAUGUAGAUGUUCAUGGUCAAUUGCAUGGAAUUCCAACGGCUGCUACGUCAUCCACUGGUAACUCUGGCUUAUCAAUUGAUCACUCGAAACCAGCUACUUAUUUAACUACUCCCAAAGUAGAAGAACCCUGUAAUACUCCAUCAUGUAAAUCUGAUUUUGGUCAAAGCGCUGUAAAACCAACAAGCUACAAUGUGCCUUUACAUACUAGUAUAGAUGGCCUGAACCAAAACCUUCCAUGUAAAAACGGGAACUGUGGAAUCAACCAAUACCCUACUCCAAGUGUUGGUCCAUUGUCACCUAGACCAGCUGGACCAACAGGAUGUUCAUCUCCCAAUUGCGCUGAACUAACUUCUAUAAGUUCUGCAUCUGAUUGCAAGUCACCACACUGUGCACCUAACUACCCUUCGGUACCUCAGGGUAGUGCGAGUGGAAUAAAUUAUCCCGCUGAUGUAUCAGGCUCUGGUUUGGUACCUAAAAAUCCCAGCUAUGCUUCUCCUAUUCUACCCUCAUACAAUCCCUCGCAUGGAUAUUUUAAACCUGGAUGUAAAACUCCUGACUGUACAGAAUAUACUCCAGGGCACGUAAAUGCAGGAGCUAACUCAGAGUUUCCUUCCCAUAGUGGAUUUUUACCUGCUGGAACAAGUCCUACAAUACCAAGUUAUUCUACCCCUAUUUUACUUCCUAACACGCCUACAACUGGGCAUUCUCCAAACACACCAAACAAUGCAGGAAACUAUGGUGUUGUCAGUGGGACAACGGCAGUCACUCCUGGACAUAUACCGCCUGCAGGCGGUUUUGGUGGACCGAGUGGAAUAUUAAAGCCUAAUGAGUUUAGUCUUCCUUCUAAUACACAUGUAGCGCCAUCAUUUACAAAACCUACUAUUCCAACCAAUCCAAUUAUUGGAGCUAGUCCUUCUGCAGAAGAACUUCCGCCAUAUACUGGUGGAUUCGGUGGACCCCACGGCGUUUUAAAACCUAAUGAGUUCGACAUUAAGCAUCCUUCAACAACACAUAAUACACCUAUAUCUAACGGAAGUCCCGCUGGUCAUGAUCUACCGACAUACACGGGUGGGUUUGGUGCACCCACUGGUUUAUUAAAACCGAAUGAAAUUAGUAGUUCCGCUAACGCAGGCGCUUCAGCUAAUUCGAAUGGGGGAUCUCUCCAUACUGUAUCACCAAACAUUGGCGGUACUUAUCCAACACAACAAAUCCCUACAUCUCAUGGUAGUCACAUUAUACCAUCAGGGACCUUAAGACCGGGUAUCGGUUCUAAUGUUGGGAUUCCUGCCGCUCAUCUCACAACUCCAGUCGUCUUACAACCAAUUCCUGUGAUACAUUCAACUCAUCAUCCGCUUCCUGUGCCUACACAAGGAUUCGUGACUCCAACUGGGUCAGUACAGCCCAGUGCAUACUAUUCAACCAAACCUACAGGCAGUUCAGUUACUGCCUUCGGUAACAUUGACUCCCACGGACAUCUUGGACACACUCAGUUACCAAAUGGGGACAGUAAUCUAAAUAAAGAUUUGCCAAAAUACACAGGUAAUUUUGGAGGUGCCACUGGAGUACUAAAAUCAAAUGAUUUCAAAGAUUCAUUAAGCCAUGGAUACAACAAGCCAGGAACUACCAGCAGCUCAAUACCGGUUUCUUGCUCUCCUGGAACGUGUAAUAGUGAAUCUAUUAACUCAGCAGCAGCAGCCAAUGCGGAAGCGGUUGCUUAUGCUGGCGGUUUUGGUGGACCACCAGGUCUUUUAAAACCUCAUGAUGGUGGAAAACUAGAUCAUAAACUACUGUCAGGAGCACAAUUCGGAUUACAUCAAGGUUCGUCUGGCUCAACUAAUUUUGGCAUAGCAUCAUCCGGAACAGUAAACGGAGAAGCUAAAACACCGGCACAUGACACGCAUAGUCAAUCCGGCGCGGCAGCACAAGCGAAUGCAGUUGCACAGGCAAGUGCAACCGCAGAAGCUGCUUCAGGAUCUUUCGGAGGUAGCAGUGGUCAAGCAGGUGUUCAUGGUGAUGAUCACAAAUCGGGAAGCGGGUGUGGAGGGGGAUGUGGGGGUGGAAGCUAUCAUGGUAGCGGGCAUGACUUCGGUUCAAGUUCAGCAAUAAGUAGUGCAAAAGCUGGAGUAGUAAAUGGACCGGACAGUGGAUUACAUGGUAAUAGCGCGUCUGCUAAGAGCCUCUCCAGUGCUGUGAGUGGGGCACGUGCCUUUGGUGGUGCGGGGAGCUACGCCAGCAGCUCCGCUUCAGCGCAUGCCUCCGCUGGAUAUGCCACGAAAGGAGGUUAUGGAAAAUGAAUAGAAGGCGUUUAAACUGAGCAUCCGUCGCGUAUGGAUUUUAUUGCAAAGACUUAUCUACGUUUAUUAGAAAUUUAUUCAAAUAAAUAUACGAUAUUUUAUAAGUAAAACACAUUAAAAUCUUCGUUAAUAUA